Messenger RNA from Oncorhynchus tshawytscha (Chinook salmon), 2140 nucleotides. Its product is annotated as piggyBac transposable element-derived protein 4-like. Bases 906 to 2012 code for a protein of 368 amino acids. The transcript has 2 exons. Lineage: Eukaryota; Metazoa; Chordata; Actinopteri; Salmoniformes; Salmonidae. The record is from RefSeq and is a predicted model, not a curated record.
GGCAGUACCACAUGGUUCUUUGUUGUAAGACAAAACCUAUACAUUGAACGCUGGCCUAAGGACCGUCCUUUCGCCAUUGCAAAUUCAACCGCGAAGGAGCGAAGCUUAUUUGCACGGACGGUUUUCAGUGACCUGCUUCUUCAGCUGUUUAUUUAUCGAAUAUCAUGGCAAAUAAGUCAAAGAAAGCAACUUCUAAGACUAGAUAUACGAAUGUAGAAACCAGUGAGAGUGAGACAGAUCUGAUUUUUGAAGACUCCAUUAGCUCCCAUAGUUUUGAUUCUGAAACUGAGGAAUAUUUUUUGAACGGAGAGGACAUUGUUUUGGACUGUGGCACUGACCCCAACUGGGAGCCCCCAGUGCCAACUUGUCCAUCCCCCUCUGAAGCUGGUUCAUCCAGCUGUACCCCUGCUGUCUCUGGCUCCACACCUCCCGGGCCGUCUAGAGGACCGACAAAGAAGAGGAAGAGGGGAAGUGUGCCAUCCACUAACAGAGGGACAGAAUGGCGUUGGCACACCGUCCUAGAAGACGAUGUGGAGCCACCCCAAACAACAUUUAGACCGAAAAGGAAGCCAGGACCUCAGGUGAGUAUGACUUCAACUUACAGCCCCCUUCAGCUUUUUCAGCUGUUUUUCACCCAAUCCGUUUGUAGAUUCGCUCGUUUGUAACACGAAUAAGUGGGAAGAAGAAGCAAGCAGAAAAAAAGGCAGCAUGGAAGCCCAUAUCCAUGUCAGACCUUUUCUGCUACCUUUCACUGGUCAUCUACAUGGGGCUGGUGAGGCUGAAAAGCCUGAAGGACUACUGGAAAACGUCAUCUCUCUACCAACUGCCUUUCCCCAUGACUAUUAUGUCCUGCAAAAGGUUUCUGGUUAUUUCACAGGCGCUUAAUAUCAGUGACCCAAAGGUUGAUGAAGAGAAUGAGAAGAAGAGAGGCACAGCAGCGUUUGAUCCACUGCCACAGAGUUGUUGAGGCCUGCAAGACGUACUUUCAGCCAGCCCAGAACGUGUCAAUAGAUGAGAGGAUGGUGGCCUCAAAGGACAGCAUUGGCCUCCAACAGUACAUGAGAAACAAACCAACCAAGUGUGGUCUCAAGCUGUUUGUGUUGGCUGACUCUGCGUGUGCCUACACGUGCAAUUUCUUUGUCUACGAGGGGAAGAACAGUUUUGCUACCGGUAAGGGACUUAGCUAUGACUCUGUAAUGGCGUUAUUGGAUUUUCAACUGCUCGGGAAGGGCUACAAACUGUUUGUGGAUAACUUCUACACAAGCCCUACCCUGUUUGCAGACCUUAGGAAGCUGGAUGUGUGGGCUUGUGGCACAAUUCGUACCAACAGGGUGGGCUUUCCGAAGACGAAGGUGAACGACAUGCCUAAGCGGGCUGAGCGGGGGACCAUACGAUGGAUCCGUGAAGAUGGCCUGCUGUUUGUAAAGUGGAUGGAUACCAGAGAGGUGGUGAUGUGCACAACAAUCCACAAGUCCUUCAGUGGGGAUCAUGUUGUCAGGCGUGUGAAGGACGGUGCCGGGGCAUGGACCACCAAAAAUGUCCUCAUUCCAACUGCAGUAAAGGACUACAACAAGAGCAUGGGAGGAGUGGACCUGUCAGACGCGCUAAUAGGCUACUACAAUGUUCUCCAUAAGACAAUGAAAUGGUACAAGACCUUCUAUCAUUUCAUCGACAUCGCUGUGGUGAAUGCAUUCAUCCUACACAAGGAAAUGGCUAAGAGCUGUGGAAAGCCCUUCCUCUCACAGAAAGCCAUCAGAGAGCAACUUAUCAAGGAGCUUGCUGGCUACAGCACCAUUGCACCAAGCCCUGUCCCUUCUGCUCCUGCCACAAGUGUUCAUCUGCCCAAAUAUAUUUGUGUAGGUAUGGAUGUGCCUAAGGGCCAAAAGGGCACAGCAUGGAGGCGUUGCUGUGUUUGCAAGAUGAAGUCUCCCAUCACAUGCUCAGUGACCCUCUGCUUUACAUCAGAAAGAGACUGCUAUGGCAUCUGGCAUCAGCAGCAGAAUAUUGUCUAGAGUUUUGGCAAAGUGGGUGGGGGCUAGGGUCAGUAUGUUAUUUCUGGAGUACUUUUCCUGUCUUAUCCGGUGUCUUGUGUGAAUUUAAGUCUGCUCUCUCUUUCUCUCCUUCUUUCUCUCUGAGGACC